This is a messenger RNA of Hyla sarda, 2083 nucleotides long. RefSeq names its product NudC domain containing 1 (gene NUDCD1). The transcript has 10 exons. NCBI's taxonomy places the organism in Eukaryota, Metazoa, Chordata, Amphibia, Anura, Hylidae. The coding region runs from base 188 to 1933 and encodes 581 amino acids. The record is from RefSeq and is a predicted model, not a curated record.
GCUCGAUAGAUAAAAAAAAAAACUAAUAGAUAAAUAAAUAAACAAAAACUACAUAUCCCGUCAUGCUCCUGCCGGUGGUGCAGCAGUAAAUAAUGCGCUUCCGGUUUUGGCAGUAGUGGUCAUGAAUUAAAGGUUCCGUGUGCUUCAGCGUUGGUUGUAGAAGUGAUAGGCAUUUGCCCGGGUUAUCAUGGCAGCGGCCAAUUGUUCUCUGAGGGUGAACAGGCUCCUGCUGGACCCAAAGUUUGAGAGCUACAAAUUGUCCUUGGACCCCCUCCCGUGUUAUGGUGUGGAGCUGGAUAAUGCUGUCGCAGAAGUGAAGCUCCGGGAUGAUCAGUACACACUGGACCACAUGCGUGCUUAUGGCAUGUAUAAUUAUCUCCAUAGUAAUCCGUGGUCCUCCGAUAGCGUCUUCUACGUGGAUCAGCUUGGAAGAGUCAUGAACAUCAACGUGACCCUGGACACAGCUUUGGGGAAACCAGUAGAAGUCUUCAGAUUGCCAAAUGAUGUGAGCUCCUUUGACGGACGCCUGUGCUCCUCCAUGCACUUCACAUCGCCCGACUGGGUGUCCCUGUCCGAUGGCACCGGAACCUUGUACCUCAUUCACCUUUCAAAGAAUGAUCAGUCUGCCGCAGUUAAAUGGGAACUGAAAUUCAAUGAGGAGCUGGGGGAUCCAUUCAUCAUUCUUCACAGCAUUCUGUACGCCCGGGAUGAGGGGCAGCUCAUAGAUGUUCUGCUAUUAUCAAUUGAAAAAGAUGAAUUGGAUGUUCAAGGCAGCGGAUUCCAUGUUUCCCUGGAGUGGAUAUCUGUAUUAUGUAACCCGAAUCAUGAUAAAUGUGAAAUUUCAAAACGUAGGAAGCUUCAUGGCAAGUCUGUGCCACAUUAUGCGGCUAUUGAACCAGAUGGAAAUGGGUUGACUAUUAUCUCUUACAAACCCUUCAGAUUCAUUGUGGACGAGGACAAUCAACCAGAAGAGGAGAGAAUGGAAGAGGAGGAGAAAAAAGAGCCCCUUUAUACCUGGCAGCAGACAGCAGAAGAUGUGACCCUCGCCUUCCCCCUUCCCGAUGGCAUAACCAAAGAGCACAUUAAGAUCCAUUUUUCUCCCGAUCACUUCAGUAUAUCAUUGAGGGACCAGGAGCCAUUUCUGAAGGGACAGCUUUACUCUGUGAUUGAUCAUGAAAGCAGCACUUGGAUUCUGAAAGAUGAAAGAAGUAUCGAGGUCACAUUGGCAAAGAGAGAUGUGGGCAGUAUGUGGGCAGAAGUGGUUGUUGGCGAUAAACAAGGAGAAUUUGUUGCAGAUCCAGCACAAUGUGCAGCAAUAGCCGAACAGCUGAUGCAUCUCACAUCCGAGGACUUGAACCCAAAUCCAGACACUGAAAAGCCUCCGUGCAAUGCUCAGGAACUGGAAGAGUGCGACAUGUCUCUGGAAGACAGUACAACUUUGUGUAGAUUUGAUGGUAUCACCAUGAAGGCUACUCAUGUGGUAAAUCUUGGAGGAAACCAAUUCCUAUUUUCACUAGUAGCAACUCCAGAAGUGAUGCCAUGCUUUUCUCUGAGACAUGAUGUGGAUGCCCUUCUGUGGCAGCCAGUAUCCAGCAAAGGGGAUCAUUUAUGGGAACAUGCGGCAACAUUCAAUGCUCUUGGAUAUGUCCAAGCAUCAAAGCAAGACAAGAAGUUCUUCACCUGUGCCCCAAACUUCUCCUACGCUGCACUGUGCGAGUGCGUCCGUCGGAUAUUCAUCUACCGCCAGCCGACCCCGGUGUCCACAGUCCUGUACAACAGGAAAGAAGGCAGACAUGUAGGACAGGUUGCUAAGCAGCAGGUAGCGAGUCUAGAGAGCAGAGAACCUAUCUUAGGUUUUCAAGCUUCCAAUGAGCGACUAUUUGUUCUGACCAUAAAGAAAUUAUUUGUAAUACGGGUAAACACUGAAGGCUAAUGAGCCGUCCCCGCACAGCUUUCAUUUCCGCUCGCCGCCGCUCACAAUACUUUACAUCAGCUUUUGAAGUCUGUAUCUUGAAGGCUGCAGCAUUUUAUAAAUGGUUUCAUAAUCUUCUUAUUCACCAAUAAAAUAUUAAAAGCCUACGUA